CACAAUCCAAAGACCCUGUCUAUUGUCCUGGCUACGUCGCAGGUCAAACGCAGCUUUAACUUUGCAUCAUUUGCAAUGGAGGAAACGAGUUUUUGAGAGUUCCAAUGAAUCAAACACUUCUCCAAGAGCCUCUCGAACCCGAACAGCUCCCGCCGCCUCCAUUACCUUGCAUACGCUUCUUUUCUAAACCCCGCAACCUGCUUAACGACCACAGCUUCGAGCAAAACUAUAGAACCACAUGCACUCUCCUCCUCUCCGCCACCCGCUCGAAAUGCCUCUCUAAUGGCUUGGCCUUGCACGCCCACACUAUAAAGUCCGCAAUCAACACAGUUCCAUUAGUCUGCCAUCACCUCAUAAACUUCUAUUCCAAGCUCCAGUGCCCAUUUGAGUCAACGCUCGUCUUUGCAGAGUCCCCAGUCAAGUCACCCACCACAUGGAGCUCCGUUAUAUCUUCGAUGGCCCAGAACGAGACUCCUGGCUUAGCUCUUCAGUAUUUUCGCCAAAUGAUGCGUUCUGGUGUCAGGCCCGACGAUCAUACUUUCCCGUGUGCCACCAAAUCUUCCGCCAUGCUUUCUGAUCAUCAUCUCGGGGGAAUGAUACACUGCUGUUCGGUGAAGACUGGGUUCGAUUCGGAUGUGUUCGUUGGCAGUUCCUUGGUGGAUAUGUAUGCCAAAUGCGGGCAGAUAGAUGUGGCUAGGUAUGUGUUCGAUGAAAUGCCCGAGAAAAAUGUUGUUUCUUGGAGUGGGAUGAUAUGCGGGUAUGGUCUGGUGGGCGAGAACGAUGAGGCUUUAAGGCUCUUCAAGCUAGCUUUGGAGGAAGAGUUGAAUGUGAAUGACUUCACUUAUUCAUGUGUAAUCCGGUUGUGUGGGACUUCCACUUUGCUUGAGUUAGGGAGGCAGAUACAUGGGAUAUGCUUGAAAACUAGCUAUGACUCAUCCAGUUUUGUGGGUACUUCGUUAAUAUCUCUAUAUUCUAAGUGUGGGCUUGUAGAGGCUGCUUAUCAAGUUUUCAAUGAAGGUUCAGUCAAGAAUCUGGGCAUGUGGAAUGCAAUGUCACUAGCUUGUGCUCAACAUGGGCACACCAAUAAGGUUUUCAACUUGUUCAAACAAAUCGAAAGAGCUGCUGGUAUAAAGCCAAAUUUCAUCACAUUUUUGUGUGUGCUCUAUGCAUGUAGUCACGCAGGGCUAACUCAAGAAGGGAAAUAUUAUUUCGGGUUAAUGAAAGAUUACGGGAUUGAGCCAGGGGAUCAGCAUUAUGCUUCUUUUGUUGACUGCCUUGGACGAGCUGGAAAACUACAAGAAGCCUUGAAAGUAGUAGAAGAAAUGCCCAUAAAACCAACUGAAUCUGUUUGGGGAGCAUUAUUGACCGGUUGUCGCAUUCACAGGAACACUGAAUUGGCAGCGUAUGUGGCUGAUAGGGUUUUUGAACUGGGUCCCGUGAGUCCAGGCCUGCACGUGCUACUAUCCAAUACAUAUGCAGCUGCUGGUAGAUAUGAAGAUGCAGCUAAAGCAAGGAAGAUGCUGAGAGAACAAGGUGUGAAGAAGGAAACUGGUUUGAGUUGGGUUGAAGAAGGAAACAGGACACACAUGUUUGCUACUGGUGAUAAGCGUCACGAAAGAUAUAAGGAGAUAUACCAUAAGUUAGAUGAAUUAGGGGAUGAAAUGGAGAGGGCUGGUUAUGUUGCAGAUACUAACUUUGUGUUGCAACAAGUUGGUGAUCAAGAGAGGAAUGAAGCAAUAAGGUAUCACAGUGAAAGAAUAGCCAUUGCUUUUGCACUUAUCACAAUUCCACCAGAAAGGCCGAUUAGAGUUAUGAAAAACUUGCGUGUUUGUGGUGAUUGUCACAAUGCAAUAAAAUUUAUGUCCAAGUGCACGGGGAGAGUAAUGAUUGUGAGGGACAACAAUCGGUUUCAUCGGUUUGAGAAUGGAAAGUGCACAUGUGGUGACUAUUGGUGACUGUAUAGAAUAAAAAACUCAUAAGCUGCUAGUAUUCAACUGUUCAAUCAAAGAGAUGACAUGGUGAUAAACCCAGCUUAUUUUGACACUGUAAACCAAGGGCGAAAGUGAUAAAAUCUAUUGAGGAUUUUGAACUUUCUACACUGCCACAUGGAAAAAUUCAUUGUGAAGGGGGUUAGGAAGUUGCUACAAGAGCAUCAUGUAAAUCAAACAUAUCAUUAUAUCAAAGCAGCUUAUCUAUCUGGGAUGCAUUACUCAAUGUCUUGUGAGUAUUGUGCUUAUAUUCCUAAAACCUCAAGUGGAGGGUCUUUGCUCGGGGAAGAUUGCAAAAAGUUUGACUAGAAGACACUAGGAAAGCAAUUGGAAUUGACCAUAAGGGACAGCAUGUGAUGUCUCUUUACAUGUAUAGGUUUUUUGAAUGCGUUAGGCGGUUCAUGCGGUUUUCUUGGACCCAAUCUUGUUAGCUAUCUUCUUCCCUUUUGCUUCUUUCAAAUUCUUGACAUGGGUCAUUCUGACUUGGUGGAUAGAAGCGAGGAAAAAAUCCAUUUUUGAUAUAUUCAAGCAUAAUAUGCCAGGGAUAAUAUCCUUUAUCCUGGCAUAUAUGGAAAAUCUACUCAGAUAUGAUGUGGGGAAAUAGAUCUACAGCUCCAUCAUCGGAUGCAUUGAUUUAUCAAAUCAAAAGAUUUACACAAGAAUGGUCAACCACUUUGAAGAACUUCAAAUCUAAUCUGGGUUAUGAGUUCUUACUCUCAGAAAAUCUGAUUCCUCCUAAUUUCAAGAAAGUAAAGACUAAAGGUUUGCUGGUAAGAUGGACUCGACCUAAGACUGAAAUGAAACUAAAUAUUGACGCCUCAUACAUACCUAGGAAAUCUUCAGGAGGAGCUUUGAUGCGGGUCGAUCAAGAGGUCAAAUGAGUUUAUUUAUUUAUUUAUUUACAUACUAUAACUCAGAAUGAUUGUUUGCGAGCUUUUCAAUCAAAACAUGAAAGUUUUGUUAUUCUUUCUAUAAUAUGAGAUCAUGGCCUGCAAUUGACAAGGAUGUGAUGUAAACAAGGUGGUGAAGGAUAUAAUAUUUGCUCAAGGAUACAAGAAAUACUGGUAUUUCGAGGUAACCUUGAUAUUUCAUGUGAUACUCUGUAAUCUCAUUAUAUGGCACAAUUUUGGAUUUCAUAUGAUUUAGAAUUUAUGAUAACAUGAUCAAAGGAAUUAUUGGUAAACUUCACUUUCCUAAUAUGUCUUCAAACAAUUUUUUGGAUAACAUGUUUCAGGAUUUUCAUAAGGGACGAUUGUGGGAGAAUAAAUUAAACUUGCAUUGAUUAUAUGAAAGUGAAUUUUUAGAACCACCCUGAUGUGCCUUCAUCAUAGAACCUAAGGGAAGAUAUUAGUUUCACCCGACAUUAUCAUACGAAAUCUCAAUGUGUUGAACAGUUGAACUAAUUAUUACUCCGUAUAAAGUUACAUUGGGCGCAAUAAUAUAUUUUUAUUUAUUUGGUGAGAUGUAGAGUGCUAUGUAGUAGCAACACUAAUUUUUUACUCCUGUAUAGGACCAUAGGUGACAGUUGACAAUAUACACAAUAAAUUUAAGAGAACUUUGUCAACAGUUAGUAAAAUAACCCUGAAUUGAUUAAAGCAUAGCCAUGCAGUAGGAGAGUUGAGUUGUGUAGAUUGACAUUUGACAGUUGACAACAUGUACUAGAGAUGUCAUAUGACCUUGCCGGCAGUUACUUGAAAAACCUAAAUUGAUUCAAUGAUAGCAAAACAGUAGGGAAAUUGUGGUUCUAUUUGGUAGUGCUUUUCAUCUUGUCUAUGCAGGUCAUUAGUGUGUUGAUUUUCACAUAGCAGCCGCACUGGGUGUAAACUUUCGCCUCAAUAUCGAUAGCGUUUAUGAUGGAAGUAGAGAGCAUUGGUUGCCUAAAUUCGAUGUAAUUUGACUCAUACGUAGUAUUUAUCUGUAUUGGAACAUUGGUUUCCUGUUUUUCACUUGGUCAUACUCUUUUAUUUGUAUUGGGUCACAUUGGAAGGCUGAUCUCUGGUAAGCAGAAGUUGGUAUAACGGUAUACCUAAAGGUUGUCAUCAAGAUUCAUUAGGAUGCUAUGUCACCUAUGCUGAUACAUGUUAUGUAAAAAAGUAUAUCACUAAUUGCAUUAGUUUCCAACUGCAACUCCAUUAUAGACUUUAUAGUUCACUCGUAACAGGGCUGCUGCCAUUUCUCUC
Cuscuta epithymum is the source of this 4168-nucleotide messenger RNA. The record is from the annotation of a GenBank genome assembly. Lineage: Eukaryota; Viridiplantae; Streptophyta; Magnoliopsida; Solanales; Convolvulaceae.